UAAAGUUGUUUUCGGAAAGGUGUUUGCUUGAGAAAAUAACAUCCGUUAAGGACAUGGACGGCGCUCAAACGGUACUACUGCAUCGUGAUGCGGCAUUCUGCAAUGCUCCAAAGUGAGAACAUUUCGUUGAUGAAGAAGAGUUGACGACUCGAGAUCAUUGCACGCUGCCAACCAAUCAGCACGCGCCCCUUCUUCGCACGUCACGACUCCGCUGACCAGUGAGCGCGCGCUCUGGGCUACAUAAGCCGCCUUCUCCUCCCCGCCUGUGAGAAUCUUUGCCCUCACCAAGCCAUGGCUCGCACCAAGCAGACGGCUCGCAAGUCCACGGGCGGCAAGGCCCCCCGCAAGCAACUCGCCACCAAGGCGGCCCGAAAGAGCGCUCCGGCCACGGGCGGCGUCAAGAAGCCUCACCGCUACAGGCCCGGCACCGUCGCUCUGCGCGAGAUCCGCCGCUACCAGAAGUCCACCGAGCUGCUCAUCCGCAAACUGCCCUUCCAGCGCCUCGUCAGGGAGAUCGCGCAGGACUUCAAGACCGACCUGCGCUUCCAGAGCUCCGCUGUCAUGGCUCUGCAGGAGGCCAGCGAAGCGUACCUUGUCGCGCUCUUCGAGGACACCAACCUGUGCGCCAUCCACGCCAAGCGCGUCACCAUCAUGCCCAAGGACAUUCAGCUCGCCCGCCGCAUUCGUGGCGAGCGCGCUUGAACGCCCAGCUCGGCCCUCAAAGCACAACACAAAGGCUCUUUUCAGAGCCACCACUUACUCGUGAGAAAGCUUCCAUGUGUGUCCUUCAAAGUUCGGGUGCCGGAAACCUUCGUUUGCUGGUCACGGCUCUCACGAGUCGUCAGGCGUAAGCGACAAUGAAGUUCAUUUCUAUACCCCGCCGCUCAUUCUGCAACAUCACACGUUGGUGUUGUG
Lethenteron reissneri (Far Eastern brook lamprey) is the source of this 915-nucleotide messenger RNA. Its product is annotated as histone H3. NCBI's taxonomy places the organism in Eukaryota, Metazoa, Chordata, Hyperoartia, Petromyzontiformes, Petromyzontidae. The record is from RefSeq and is a predicted model, not a curated record. Gene Ontology annotation, molecular function: structural constituent of chromatin; protein heterodimerization activity; DNA binding. Gene Ontology annotation, cellular component: nucleosome.